This is a messenger RNA of Zeugodacus cucurbitae (melon fly), 974 nucleotides long. RefSeq names its product mRNA turnover protein 4 homolog (gene RpLP0-like). Gene Ontology annotation, biological process: rRNA processing; ribosomal large subunit assembly; nuclear-transcribed mRNA catabolic process. Gene Ontology annotation, cellular component: nucleolus; preribosome, large subunit precursor. The record is from RefSeq and is a predicted model, not a curated record. NCBI's taxonomy places the organism in Eukaryota, Metazoa, Arthropoda, Insecta, Diptera, Tephritidae. The transcript is spliced from 3 exons. The coding region runs from base 132 to 908 and encodes 258 amino acids. Gene Ontology annotation, molecular function: RNA binding.
UGAAGAUUGUAAAAAUAAAGUUCGAUACAAUUGAACCAUUUUAAAUACUGCACGUGUUGAUUUCGCAUUUAAAGUUUUAGCGUAAAUCAAGAAGAAACUCAAUAAGUUUACUAAAAAUAAAUUAAUUAAAAAUGCCACGUUCAAAGAGAGAUAAGAAAAUUUCGUUGACCAAGACUGAUCGAAAGGGGCUACAAUGGAAACAAAAAAUUAUUGAAGAUAUACGCCACUGUGUUGAGAAAUACCCAAAUAUCUUCGUUUUUCAAGUUCAAAAUAUGCGCAACAAUCUUUUGAAAGAUCUGCGCCAAGAAUGGAAAUCAAACUCACGAUUCUUCUUUGGCAAAAAUCGCAUAAUGCAAAUUGGUUUAGGACGCACCAAAGCCGAACAAAUAGAGGUCGACCUCUACAAGCUUUCGAAACGAUUGACAGGACAAGUUGGUCUACUAUUCACAGAAAAAUCAAAGAAAGAUGUGCUAGAGUGGGCUGACAAGUACUGGACCGUGGAAUAUGCUCGUAGUGGUUUUAAAGCAACAGAAACUGUUGUGUUACCGGCUGGGCCACUCGAGGAAUUCGCACAUUCCAUCGAACCGCAUUUACGAUCACUUGGAAUGCCAACAAAGCUUCAAAAGGGUGUUGUAACGUUGUAUAAUGAUUACACCGUGUGCGAAGAGGGAAAAGUGUUGACACCGGAGCAAGCGAGAAUAUUGAAGCUAGUUGCGAAGCCAAUGGCCAAAUUUCAGUUAACAAUGAAAUGUUCUUGGACAAAGGAGGGUGGUUUUGAAUUGCAUGUAGAGGAUGAUAUUAAUGACGAUGAGGAUAAAACCGACAGUGGUCAAGGGGAUGAAGUAGAGGACGAAGAAAUGGAGCAAGAUGAGUCGAACAAUGAAGAUGAUGAUGAUGAUGAAGAAUAGUUUAAUUGUAAAUAUAGAUUUAAGUUUUUAGCUAUUAAUAUAUAAGAUAUAUUAACUGAAUAUAAA